Molecule: messenger RNA, 950 nt
Organism: Sinocyclocheilus anshuiensis
Lineage: Eukaryota; Metazoa; Chordata; Actinopteri; Cypriniformes; Cyprinidae
Product: protein phosphatase 1 regulatory subunit 35-like
Exons: 7
Coding region: 136-888 (250 amino acids)
Biological process (GO): negative regulation of phosphatase activity; positive regulation of centriole elongation; positive regulation of cilium assembly
Cellular component (GO): centriole
Molecular function (GO): phosphatase binding
Source: RefSeq, a predicted model, not a curated record
UGAAACGUGAUCAGCACGCACUGCGCAUGCGCCUCAGCGUCACCUCCACCCGGAAGUUCGCCAGAGAGCGGCAGAGAUGGCGGGAGUUUGAAAUAAAUCGCAACAGCUGAGGUCAUAUUGUGAACUUAAAGAUUGAUGAUGUCAUCAGAACCUCACGUCCGUGCGGCUCCUGAACCUCUGCGGCUGGAUCCGGUCCGGACCACAGAACUGGUCUGCUCUGAUCUGGACCUGUCCGUCACUCUCACCCCUGAAAGACCAGCAGGCCGACGCCGUCGACAGGUGUGUUUUAGUGUGAGUCCGCAGCGCAACGGUCAUUCGGAGCAGGAGCUCAUCCCAGAACCCAGAAACCAUCAACCCACAGCCAAAGACGAGCAUGGUCAUGGGUUAGAGAACGCGAGGGUUCGGGUGAGGGGCGGAGAGCCGCUGACGGAGGGGGCGGAGCUAAACAGCACCCUGGCGCUGUGGGCGGAGCUUCAGGAAGUGGAGAAUCAGGUGUUUGAUCCUGAGAAAGCCGUGAGAGCGAAAUUACAGAGUUCAAGCCUCACAAAGAACCACAUCAGCAGCAAAGCAGCAGAGGGCCUGAAUUUCCCUCGCUCUCAGCUCCUGUACCGGGCCUUAGUCAGCGUCAGCCAAUCACACGAGCAGCUCAUUAGCCAGGCCCUGCAGGAUAGGCCAGCGCUGGCCCCGCCCACCACCACACUGACCAAUAAGUUCCCGUCUCUGCCACUAGAGGCUCCUGAGCUGCUGCAGUUCUACAGUCCUGACAAGCUGCUCAGAGAGACUCCGCUGUUGCCUGGCGACCGCAUCUCUGUACCCCGCCCACGGCCUGUGCCUAGACCCGCCCACACAACCUUUCACCUACAUCAUCGGCACAAACUCUGGGAGUAAUGAACUCUGUGUGUGUGUGUGCAUGAGUGCGUGUGCGUGCAUGUGUGUUGUGUGUGAGUGAG